Molecule: messenger RNA, 1278 nt
Organism: Danaus chrysippus (African queen)
Lineage: Eukaryota; Metazoa; Arthropoda; Insecta; Lepidoptera; Nymphalidae
Source: the annotation of a GenBank genome assembly
AUGAAUGUUCUAAAAGAAAAACUUAAGUCCAAAUUCCAGCCUUACUUGCCCUACGGAGUAUUUGAACCAUAUGACAGUCUCAGCCCUCAGAUGUAUUACGGUAUACAGAUGUACUGGUUAAAAUUUUUUGGUUUAUGGUACUACGAUGUUAACCCAAAGAGUCUAUUAUUCUGGUUACAAUUACUUUAUACAUUGCUUGUUCUAUGGCUCGUCUGCUUUUUGCCUGGACUUGGAGAGGUUUUCUACUUACUGAAACGUCAAGAAAGUAUUGGUCACAUAGCGGAAGGUUUGUAUCUAUUCUUAAGCGAAAUGUACACGUAUUUUAAAGUCGCAGUGUUUUGGCUGAAUAAAAAGAAAAUUUUAAAUCUUCUGAAAUUUUUAUACUGUGACGAAUUUAAGCCUGAAGAAAAAGAACACACUGAGAUUUUGAAGAAAAGCAUUAAAUUGGCGCGCUUUAUUACAACAUACUAUAUAACUAUAUGUGUUUGUGCUGUAUCAGUUGCCAUAAUUCUACCAAUCACUGAAGACUUUGACAUUUUGCCUACUAACGUUGAAUAUCCCUAUUUUGAUGUAUACAAACCGCCUUUAUACAUCAUUGCCUAUAUUCAUCAUAUAUAUUAUAAGCCUGCUACUUGUAUAAUCGAUGGUGCUAUGGACACAAUAUGUGCCGUAUUUAUAACUUUUGCAAUUGGACAAAUAGAUAUAUUAGCAUAUAACCUACGAAAUUUUGAAGUGUUAGCAUUUGAAAAAUGGCAAAGAGAUCUGAAGCAUCAUAAAAAUACAAGUUACGAUUGCAAACAUUAUGUAAAUUAUAUAUUGAAGAAAUGCAUUGUACAUUAUAAUGCAAUCAUAAGAUACGUGUCAAUGAUUGAAGAUGCAUUCAGUUUGGCUUCUGCCUUACAACUAAUGCUUAGCGUUAUGGUUUUGUGUUUAGUGGGAAUACAAAUACUGUCGAUUGAGAAUCCAAGAGAACAUCCAAUGCAAAUGGCGUGGACGGCUGUUUACUUAUCGUGCAUGCUGCAAGAAGUUUUUAUUCUUUGUUGGUUUGGAAAUGAACUGAUUUUGAAGAGUACUGAACUUCGUCAAGCGGCUUUUGACGGUCCCUGGUUGAAGAUGGACUAUCGGACUAUGAUGUUUAUUGUUAUAUUUCUGGAACGCUGUCAACGACCCUUGCAGGUCUCAGCAGGGAAAAUAUUUAUUCUAUCACUAAACACAUACACUUAUCUUAUCAACUGGUCUUAUAAGGCUUUUGCACUAAUGACAAAUAUGAAAAAAUAG